AUGGAGUGUGAUCUCCUGGAGCCCUCUGGUGCCGUGGCGAGUUCGAAGCCAUGUCCACCAAGACGUCGACGCUUCUCUGAGGCUGUGAUAUCUUCCGCUUGCUGGACAUCCCGAUCCAAUGCAUUGUCUUCUUCGAGCGCUGUAUCCCGCGGCAGUAUAGCAACAGAGUCGGAGCAAAAUUUUGCAGGGCAGCACCUGCAUUCUGGUUUCAACAUGAAUGAUGCGUGUGCAUGGCAGCACGCAAGUGAAGAUCCUUUGUUUCACCAAACGUCUACAGAGUCGUUUGCGCCUACUUCGGCCACUGCGGGUUGCUUCUGGACAGCAUGGCAACUGCUUUGUCGAUGGCUGCAGGAUGCAAGUCGGCGACAUGCUGUCGCCGGCAAUCAAGGCAAGGCCGUGCUUGUUGAGACCGAUGAGGUACCUUCUGCGGCUCUUGUCUGCUUGGAGGUCGAUGCUGGAACAAUUGGCACCCUGCUGUGCACCGGCUCAGUGUGGCUGAAGGUGCUAAGUUUCUGCAGUGUCCAUGAGGCCGCAUCCUCGGUGCCCUGCUGUACCGAGACGUUGGCAGGCGCACGCGAUGGAUAUGGCCGCUUACUCGCUGGCUCCGUCACGCUCUCCCGCGGAUGUGCUGCAAUGGAGCAGCUUGCCAGGAUUUCACCCCACUUACUCGUCAAGCUGAGUUUGCCCAGUCUGGCGUCCGGUGCGGAAAGCGAAGCAGUCUUGAAGAUGCUUGCGCAGAUGAGGGGCGAGCUGAGGGCGCUGAAGGAGGUUUCUGUCCACAUCGCCCCACCGCGACUGCCGAGAGUCACCGGUGAGAGUCGUGAAGAUCGUACCCAGGCAGUGUCAGGUCUUGCCAACGCCCUGUCAGCGGCAUUGCCGUGGUGUUUGGAUUCUUUUCAUGCAAACUUGCGCGGCGGGUGUCUUCUUGCAGACGAUUCUGUGCUAGCCGAGCUCGUCAGCGUGACGCCCAAGCAUCUCACACGACUUGGCCUAGACUUGAACUCGUUCAGCUGCAGAGAUGCCCACGCUGUCGCACGAGUAAUUGCCAGAGUGACGGGGUUAAGGGAACUUCGCCUACUGUUCCACGGCCGUUCGUUUGCUUGGCUGGGCACCGGAACGGAGGAUACGGGCACAGAGGAGCUGGCGUCUGCUUUGCCAGCAGGGCUGAAGAAGCUGCACCUGAUGCUAGAGUCUUCUUGUCUGGGGGCCACAGCUCUUUGCAAGGCUUUGCCCGCCAGCCUUCAACAGCUGGCUUUAGACCUACAAGUCACGGCCCAUACAGCGAGUAGCACACUGGCACAGGCCCUGGCAGCAGCGCUUCCUGGCUUAACUGUCCUUCAGCUGCGGCUCGCCGAUUUCAACAUGAGCCUGAGUGACCUCAGGAGCAUAGCCACUGCUUUGCCAAGCUCUUUGUCCGAUUUGCGCUUAGACCUGUGCUGUCGCGAUGUCGGCGAUGAUGGAGCCAGCACGCUAGCGACCAACCUGCCCAAAGGGCUGGAGCGCCUGACGCUUUGUCUGCGAGACUGGCGCUUCACCGCUGUCGGGAUGAGAGUGCUAGCAGCAGCAGUACCACGAAGCGUGAGGCAGCUGAAGCUGGUCGUUUCAAGUUCAGCCAUCGGUGUCAGUGGUGCCAGGGCUCUUGCAGCCAACCUGCCAGUGGGCAUGAUUCGCCUGAAUAUCUCGCUCAGGCACUGUUGCCUCGGCCGAGAUGGUGAGCAAGCGCUGAGGCCGUUGGCUCGCAGGCAGCUGAGAAAGAGCGAGAGGUGGACAGUCGCGAGCCUGGAAGACAUGCAUGCGAAGGGGCUUCGCCCUGCUCAUAGCAAGCACGUAUUGUGA
Molecule: messenger RNA, 1836 nt
Organism: Symbiodinium sp. CCMP2456
Lineage: Eukaryota; Dinophyceae; Suessiales; Symbiodiniaceae
Source: the annotation of a GenBank genome assembly